Molecule: messenger RNA, 1348 nt
Organism: Microbotryum saponariae
Lineage: Eukaryota; Fungi; Basidiomycota; Microbotryomycetes; Microbotryales; Microbotryaceae
Source: the annotation of a GenBank genome assembly
AUGUCUAAUCUCACAGGGGUCGUCGCAUGCAUCGACUUUGCGCAACUAGGGCACUCGCCCGCUCUGCUCGCUGCGGCGCUCAAAGAAGCGAUGGGCAAGACGGGGUUCAUCUUCAUCAAGAACCACGGGCUGGAGCAAAAGGUCAAGAAGAUGUUUGACAUUUCUGGUGAGCGAGAGAAGGGAGUUGGGAUACAGAGAUGUUCGGUCUGCGGGGCUUCUGCGCGAAUCGAAGGGGGAAUGCGCUCAGCUGAUACGACUUGUGGGGUGCUCGUUUCGUAGAGACCUUCUUCCGGGAGGAGACGAUGGAGGAGAAGCAAAGAACGUCUUAUCAAAACAAUCGGGGGUAUACACGGGUGUCCCAAGAAACGUACGUCCAAACUUUUUCUUGCUACCCUCCUUUCCUCAAGGUGGGCCUCACUAGAGCUCCGAUCCAACAGCCUAACGAUGUUGACCGCGUCUCCACAGUCUCGACCCCACCAAACCCGAUUUAGACAUGAAAGAAGGCUUCAACCUCGCCUACGUAUCCCUGACCGACCCACCCCACCCAGUCCAACCCAUCCCCUCCCUCCUCCAACCCCAUCUCACCUCCCUCGCCGAAUUUGAACAAAGCUGUUUCGAGUUCUGUCAAACCCUUCUCCGAGCAUUCGCUGUCUUGCUAGACUUGAACAAUGAUUUCUUCACGAGGGAACUUCAGCAUAAUGAGGAGUCGGGCUCGAUCUUGAGGUUUUUGCAUUAUCCCAAAGUCGAGAAGGGGCAAAGUGUUCACCGAACAGAGCUGGGGCUCAUAGGUCUGUUCAUGAUCAAAGGCUCCGCGUACUCGUUCUCUUGUGCUGAUCCUCAUCCUUCAUCCACAGUGACUACGGUUCCCUUACUCUCCUCUUUCAACGUUCUUCAGGAGGCGAGGGAUUGCAAAUCCUUCCCUCUACCGAACCCCUCGAUUCCCCCAACUGGCAAAACGUCGGCCUCGUCGAAGACGCUCUACUCGUGAACAUCGGUGACGCACUCGAACUAUGGUCGGGGGCUAUCCUUAAAUCGACUUUACAUAGGGUGGUCUUACCUCCGAGGGAUGAGGAGGUUGAUGCGGUGCAGGAGAGGUUCAGUAUCGCUUGGUUCAACCAACCGAAACCGAGCGCGAGUUUGAAGACGGUCGUGCCCGUUUCUCAGAUCUCGGAAAGUGAGUCGGUCUUGGAAUGCACGGGUGAUAGGACCAUGGUCGCUGAUGAGGACUUGACAAUUUACAUUAGAUGAUCUAUCGAGAAUGGAGAGGAAAGGUGUUGUCGCGGGAAGUGAUAUCACGGCAGCACAGCAUCUUCAGGCGAGGUUGGCGAGCACUUAUAAGUUGAAGUAG